Molecule: messenger RNA, 1314 nt
Organism: Phanerochaete carnosa HHB-10118-sp
Lineage: Eukaryota; Fungi; Basidiomycota; Agaricomycetes; Polyporales; Phanerochaetaceae
Exons: 1
Coding region: 1127-1294 (55 amino acids)
Source: RefSeq, a predicted model, not a curated record
GAGAGGUUAUAGAUUGUGGCCAACGGUCAUCGAUAUCGUCUGAUCAAGCAUGUUCCAGGCUAUUUAUCCCUCAUUUAUUAUCCUUGAAAUCAAGACUACGUUACGCUGCGUAUAUAUUCUCAGCGUCUCUUGUAAUAGCAGCAGACUGUGACAACAUCGGCACUCACGAGCACCAUUCUCAUGGUUCACGCAGGAGAGUCGCUUGCUGUUUGGUAUGUGUGGGACCACCCUUCGAUGUAUGUUGAUGUCAAUUGUGGGCAGGCGCGUCUGAGGUCGGGCGUCAUCGUCCGCAGUGUCGCACACGCCAGAGACAAAGAAAACUUAAUCAGUACAGUAGGGAAAAAUGCUCAAGUAGUCUAUAGCACAACGCGUUUACUCAUCAUUUUACUGCAGUCUGUCUGAUAUAUUAUUCUUCUUUGCUUCCUACUAAUAUGCGCUGAAUAUGCGGAGUUAUAGUGGGUCACGAUGCUGAUUCCCGAGAGCUCUGUCGUACUCAUUCACCUCCAGGUUAACGUGUAUGUUAUCUUUAGUGUCCACACUAGCCACCUGAAUCCGAAAAUAGCUUUCUCUUUCUCUGGGUUGUUUCGGGGGCUCUGGGGCACGUGAGGGCUUCUCACUCCUAUUCGACGCGCGUUCCCACUCCCAGUGUCUUCGGCACGCAGCACAUGGCCCCCAUCAAGACCGUUAUCCUGGUAUGUGUUCUCAGCCCUUCUCGGACCACCUUUUUGGCGACCCUAUUCGGAUGUGGCGCCGCGCCCAUAGGGCUACCGUACUUCGGUGGCGUUGAUGCACAGGCCAUCGAGCCCUUCCAAUUCCCAGGCCGCCAUUCGCGGCAUGAAACCCCCGCGGCAGAAGGGAGAACAGACCGCGCUGCGCUUCAAUAUUGAAGCUUGAAGCUUGAAAGGGUGCACAAGGCUCGCGUAUCACGCUUCCAAAGCGUGGAUGGGCCACGAUCAGCUGGCCCAGCAUCAAGGCGGCUCCCACAUCAGCUCACGAAAGUAUAUAUACCCGCGCAUCCUACUCCCUCUUUCUUCCUUAUCCUGCCGCUGCUCAUACUACAAGCCUUCCGCAAAAACAUUUACAACCCUCUCACCAACCCAAAAACAAACACUUGAUACUCUUCACCAUGUGCGCCACCGUGUUCUCCGCUGCUGUCAACGAUACUGCCGUGCCCACGAACGCUGCACGCGCUGCCAUCAGCCAAGUUCCUUCGGACAAGGGGAGCAGCGGCCAACCCCAGUGCUGUCACUGCGGCUGGCGCGGUUCUCACGCUCCCAACUGUCCUUUCAAGUAGACUUGCGAUCUUAAAAGUGC